AUGAAAGGUUUUACUGAGUUGUUUAGUUAUCUUCUGAAGUACUGUGAUACUGUUGCUGAGUUUGAACAUUAUUGGCCAAGAUUCAUUAAGCACUAUAAGUGUGAGAAGAAUGUAUGGUUGAAUAAUUUCUAUGUGAUUAGAGAGCAUUGGUGCCGUGCGUAUUCUAAGGAUACAUUCUCUGGUGGAGCUUUGUCUUCUCAAAGGAGUGAAUCGACUAAUAAUUCUAUUAAAGAUAGGUUGAGGAAGACAGAUGGUUUAUGUGAUUUGUAUCACUUGUUUUUAGAUGUUAUAUCUGCAUGGCGAAGCAAAGAAAAUCACCAUGAUUAUCGUGUAUUGAGGGGCAUUCGGCAUAUGACUGCUGCCAAUGUUAGUAUACUUGUGCAUGCAAGGAAGGUGUACACUGGUUAUCUAUAUGUGAAGUUUGAGGAGCAGUUUCUGAGAGGAAUUUCAUUGAAUCAGGAACGUACAUUUGAAGAUGCAGAAAAAGUUGUUUACCUGUUAUGGAAGCCUGCUACUGCUGAUUUGAUAAGGCAUGAGGUUACGUUUAACAAAAUUACAAUUGAGUCCAAUUGUACAUGCAAGCAUUUUUCUGAAGUGGGUUUAUUGUGUUCUCAUAUUCUACGUAUAUAUAGUAUACAUUGUGUUGCUAUGUUACCCGAGCAAUACAUUUUGAAGAGGUGGACGAAAGCAGCUAUGUGCAGCGCUGUUGUGGAUGAACAAUCCUCCAAAGUAAAUGUUGUUCCCGCUUCUGUUUGGAGAUUUCAAACUAUGAGGAAGUUUGUUCGUUUGAGCCGGUUGAGGGCAUUGAUGUUCCUGGUCACGAUGGAAAGGAUGGUCCAUCCAUUAAAGAUCCAAAAAAGCGUAGGAAAAAAGGGUGAGACAAACGAGAGGCCUAAGGGUAUUGUUGAGAAUGAGUGGUGUUACAAGGAGUGUAACAAAAAGAAGACCUGGAGGAAACGUGCUGAAAAACAUGCUGAAAAUGUUAAAGCUAAAGCGCAAGCUUCUGUUCAGGAGUUUGAUGCUUUGGGAAAUCCUCUCCUUUAUUCUCAUCCAAGUUCUGGCUCAGAGUUGCGUGUAUUAGGUUCAUCCCUUGAGAAAGGUAUUUUUGGAAAGAGUGUAGUACUGGAUUCUGUUCAGGAGGAUAUUUGUGGAAAGAAAGCAGUACCAGAUGUUGUGGAAUCUUUGGAAUGUUUUGUCCAGGGUGGUUUUGGUUCUCAAUCUAAGAAAAGGAAAGGAAUAUAUUCGACCAAUUUCUGCUAA
Molecule: messenger RNA, 1260 nt
Organism: Spinacia oleracea (spinach)
Lineage: Eukaryota; Viridiplantae; Streptophyta; Magnoliopsida; Caryophyllales; Amaranthaceae
Product: protein FAR1-RELATED SEQUENCE 9-like
Exons: 8
Coding region: 1-1260 (419 amino acids)
Molecular function (GO): zinc ion binding
Source: RefSeq, a predicted model, not a curated record